Setaria italica (foxtail millet) is the source of this 2149-nucleotide messenger RNA. RefSeq names its product WUSCHEL-related homeobox 7. Gene Ontology annotation, molecular function: DNA binding; DNA-binding transcription factor activity. The record is from RefSeq and is a predicted model, not a curated record. Bases 201 to 1802 code for a protein of 533 amino acids. Gene Ontology annotation, biological process: regulation of developmental process. NCBI's taxonomy places the organism in Eukaryota, Viridiplantae, Streptophyta, Magnoliopsida, Poales, Poaceae. The transcript has 3 exons.
CAAGCUAGCACACUGAUCCUCUCGCCACGGCCUGUUGAUUCCUCCACAUAAUUCCUCUGCGGCAGCUGCAGGCGCACGGGUAAUAGUUAAGAAAGAAUCCCUGCUAGCCGUCGCCACUCUCUCUCGCCGUCGUGAGCUUGCUUGAAGAUCUGGUGGUGCUGCAUAGGGGGGAGGAUCGACCAAGGCUGGACUCGAUCGGCAUGGCCUCCUCCUUCAACAACAGGCACUGGCCGAGCAUGUUCAGGUCCAAGCACGCCGCCGAGCAGUGGCAGCCGCAGCCUGACAUCAGCAGCUCGCCGCCGUCGUCCCUCCUCUCCGGCGGCGGCAACACCACCAACACCGGCGGCUCCUGCCUCAACAAGCACCCCUCCUCAGGCUACGCAGGCGGCGAGGAGCGGACCCCGGAUCCGAAGCCGCGGUGGAACCCGCGGCCGGAGCAGAUCCGGAUCCUGGAGGCCAUCUUCAACUCCGGCAUGAUCAACCCGCCGCGCGACGAGAUCCCGCGCAUCCGCAUGCGCCUGCAGGAGUACGGCCAGGUCGGCGACGCCAACGUCUUCUACUGGUUCCAGAACCGCAAGUCCCGCUCCAAGAACAAGCUGCGGGCCGCGGGCGCCGCGCGCCCGUGCCCCGCGCGCGCGCCGGCCCGCGCCGCCGCCGUCACGCCGCCCCCGCCCCCGCCCCCGGCGCCGCCGCAGCUCCUGACGACGACGCAGCAGGUCCAACUGCUCGCCUCGCCCGUGCCGCAGGCGGCGCCCACUUCCUCGUCCUCGUCCUCCUCCGACCGCUCCUCGGGGUCCAGCAGGCCGGCCGCGAAGCGAGCGGCGCAGGCGAUGUCUCCCACCGCGGCCAUGGACCUGCUCGGCCCGCUCGCCGCGGCGUGCCCCCAGAUGUACUACCAGGGCCAGCCCGUUGCACCGCCGGCCUCGGCGCCCGCGCACAAGGUGCACGACCUCGUGGCCUCCGACGAGCCCAUCUUCCAGCCGUGGCCGCAGGGCUGCUGCCUGUCGGCCGCCGAGCUCGCCGCCAUUCUCGGGGGUCAGUACAUGCACGUUCCAGUGCCCGUGCAACAGCAGCCACCGGCGGCGUUGCCCGCCGGAGCGUUCCUGGGGCUGUGCAACGAGGUGACAGAGCCGGCCAUCACCGGCCAAAGAACCUGCACCACCUGGGGCGCAGGGCUCGGGCAGUACUGUCCCGGUGGCGGCGCCGAGCAUCAUCAGCUCGGCAAGAACACCGACGCGGCGCCUGCCAGGGAGGUGGCGCACGAGGACGCCACGAAGCUGGGGUUGCUGCAGUACUGCUUCGGCGACAGCACGGCCGUGGACGCGACCGCCGGUGCUGCAACGAUGCGGGACGCUGCUGUCACCGUGGCGACCGUGGCUGCCACAGCUACUACGGCUCGGCUGACAGGCUUGCCUGCAAGUAGUGCUGCUCCUAAUGGCGUCGUCGCCAACUAUGAUCUGAUGCAACUGCAAGGACUAGCAGCGGACGGGGCCCUCGGCGCCGGGGCCACCACCACCAGUACCGGCGCGCCGGUUGCCGUUGCCACGGCGGCGGUGGCGGGGGAGCAGCAGGAGGGCGGCGGCGUCGCGGCGCUGUGCAUCACGGACAGCGUCACGGGCAGGAGCGUGGCGCACAGCGUCGCGGCGGCGAGGCUCGACGUGCGGGCGCAGUUCGGCGAGGCGGCCGUGCUGUUCCGCUGCGCCGGCGAGCGCGGCCUCGACCUCGAGCACGUCCCCGUGGACGCGUCGGGCUGCACCGUGCAACCGCUGCAGCACGGCGCCUUCUACUACGUGCUGGUAUAGAGAACGGACGCAAAGCGUGCAGAAGCAAGCGUUCCCGGCCGUGCCGUGCAAAGGCCUACUAUUAGUACGUGACAAGUGGUUUAGGGUAUCAAGAAUAUAUGCUGCAUUGCUGCAUGUGUGCACCGAUUUAUCCAUGCUUUUGUUGUGUUCUGUUGCGUCUUGCGUGCACUGCAGCACGCUAGCUAGGCAGUAAGAACAUUACGGAGCUAUAUCAUGCGAAAGUAUGUCCUGAUCGUAUGUUGGUGUACGUCUCUGCAAGUAUAAUUACUAGUGAGUACUGUACCAGCAUCUUAAGAAAAUGUUAAGCCUAGCUUGGCAGUAGUAGACCAUGUGCAAGUUCUUCAUCU